UCCCUGUCCCCAUGCCACGCUCCCGGGGGGACAAGAAGACCCCCAAAGACACAGAGACCCCCGGCAAGGGGAAAGGGGACGAGGUGGGCAAGAAGAUCCCCAAGGCCCCCGAGGAUGGUGGCCCUCCGGCCACCAAGGCCCCCGGCUCCGAGUCCCGGCCCGGUGGCCACGGGCACAAGAGCAGCAGGAAGGGCCCUGGGGACCCUCACGCUGCUGCCACCAAGGCCUAUUCCCCCUUCCUCAACACUGUCUUUGGCAAGGCCCCCGGCUCCGAGUCCCGGCCCGGUGGCCACGGGCACAAGAGCAGCAGGAAGGGCCCUGGGGACCCUCACGCUGCUGCCACCAAGGCCUAUUCCCCCUUCCUCAACACUGUCUUUGUGGGUGGACGCGUGGACUUCGAGGACUUUGUGCAGAUGAUGGGCCCGAAGCUGCGGGAGGAGACGGCUCACAUGGUGGGCGUGAAGGAGCUGAAGAUCGCCUUCCGUGAGGUGUGGGCACCACCAGGGCUGGGGACACGGGGGGGACAGCAGCCUGGAGGGACCGUGGGGAGCCAUGGGGACAAGGGACACGGAGGGUGA
This is a messenger RNA of Chaetura pelagica (chimney swift), 578 nucleotides long. RefSeq names its product calcium-binding protein 4-like. The transcript has 3 exons. The record is from RefSeq and is a predicted model, not a curated record. NCBI's taxonomy places the organism in Eukaryota, Metazoa, Chordata, Aves, Apodiformes, Apodidae. The annotation marks the transcript as partial.